Molecule: messenger RNA, 1081 nt
Organism: Lates calcarifer (barramundi perch)
Lineage: Eukaryota; Metazoa; Chordata; Actinopteri; Centropomidae
Product: ependymin-like
Biological process (GO): cell-matrix adhesion
Cellular component (GO): extracellular region; lysosome
Molecular function (GO): calcium ion binding
Source: RefSeq, a predicted model, not a curated record
ACUUCCAUCAGCGUACUGUCCUGCCUCAGCCUGCUGCUGGUGGCUGCUGUCGCCCAGGCACCAAAACCCUGCGUUUCUCCACCACUGAUGAGUGGAGGCCUCACUGUGAUGGGUGGCAGCGGAAUCUACAUGUCAACAGGAACAAUAAGCUAUGAUGCUUUUGGACAGAGGGUGCGGGUUAGAAACUAUGGGCUUACCGGCAAUCAGUCCACUGGUAUAGAUCAGCUGAUGCUUUUCAACCAGAAAGUCUAUUAUGAGAUCGACUGGAGCAAAUUCUCUUGCAAGAAGAAGGCACUUGAUACCUCCUUCAUUCCCAUGCAUGUGCCUGCUGAUGCUAAACUGAUGGGUCAGGUAUUCCUGGGCUCCUCUUCCUCCUGGGGAAUGGGUGUGCUAUCCAACACCUGGUAUGGAAGCCUGCCAAACAAUGGCAUGUACUCGACUGUCUUCACUGAGAUUGGCUGCAUCCCGAUGACCUACACCAGCUUCACCCCAGAGUCUGGAUGGACCACCAUCAGCACCUUCAACUGGGUCGUGGGCAACUCAAACCCCAUGGAGUACAUCCCACCUUUCUUUUGUGCCAAGUCUAAACUGGAGGAGACAGAGACACCAGACACCAUCUUCACUGCCUUGCAGUCUCUUGCCAUGAAGACCAAGAAAGAGGAGUAAACAUCUGGAGUGUGUCUCACCAAAAUAAUCACCAAUACUGCUCCUGUCAAGGCAGCAGAGCUAACCCAAAUGAUUUGGUAAUCAUCUAACGUAAAUCCAUUUAGAUCGACAUGAUUUCCAAGUCUACUUUAACCUGCUAAGCCACCAUAUAGUCACCUGUUGAACAACAAGUCACAGGGAUGUCAAUUACACUCUUGACAUGUAUUUGUAUUGUAAUGAGGUAGAACUUGAACAUCUCAAUGUUUGGUAUUGCAGGAAAUAGCAAGAUCACAACUAGACUAUCAGAAGGAAAUUAGAGGUACACAGCAGGAACUAAGUGAAGGAGACCUUUCAGUAACAUCUACUGUAGCUUGAUCCUUGCUCUGUAUUGUAUCUCUGUCGUCCUCUUCAAUUAAAAGCAUUGAAUAAAACUGUA